Molecule: messenger RNA, 573 nt
Organism: Oikopleura dioica
Lineage: Eukaryota; Metazoa; Chordata; Appendicularia; Copelata; Oikopleuridae
Source: the annotation of a GenBank genome assembly
AUGGCAGAUGCGCCGAAGAAGGACGCGAAAGCAGAUGAUGAGAACAAGCCAAUUAUCAAAGACGGCAAACGCGGUCAAAUAUUGAGAUUCGGAGAGCAUGACAUCCGCCUCAUCAGAAGACAGCUUCACCUUGCCGUCGAAGAAGAGCUUGGGUUUACAGAGGAAGAAAAAGAAAUUCGAAAACGUCUGAUGGACAAGGUGUUAGCUGCGAGCUUGCAGAUAAACUCGAUGGAAAAUACACUUGAAGCUUCAAAGAAUCACAUCAGGGAUUUGAACAAGCAACUUUCCAGUUUGAAAGGAACUUGCAAUGUGCAUUCUGAAAUUGUCAACGAUCUUACAGCGCAGAAGAAAGCAAACAAUCAACGAAUUACUGAGCUCAAGAACAAUGUUAAAUUUCAAAAAGAAACCGCUGAACUUAUGGAAAAGGAUAUUGCCAAGGCAAAUGUUGAAAUGGAACCGCUGAAAACCGCGAAUCGACAACUGAUGAACAUCAUUCAGGCUGCUGAGAAGGGCCAUAACUUGUUGCUCAACACAAUGACUGAAAUCAACAAGGAGAUUGGAAGCGUUAUGUGA